Lipotes vexillifer (Yangtze River dolphin) is the source of this 963-nucleotide messenger RNA. It is a transcript of the gene TMIGD1, whose product is annotated as transmembrane and immunoglobulin domain containing 1. The record is from RefSeq and is a predicted model, not a curated record. The transcript is spliced from 8 exons. Gene Ontology annotation, cellular component: plasma membrane; cell-cell junction. NCBI's taxonomy places the organism in Eukaryota, Metazoa, Chordata, Mammalia, Artiodactyla, Lipotidae. Gene Ontology annotation, biological process: cell-cell adhesion. Gene Ontology annotation, molecular function: cell adhesion molecule binding. The coding region runs from base 62 to 850 and encodes 262 amino acids.
CGAUGGCCAAGGAAGUCAGCUUUCAGAGCUCAAGAGCAGAUCAGACUUAAAUUCAUUAAACAUGGCAUGGAAGACCAGCAGCCUAAUGCCAAUGUACAGAUUUCUUCUCUUAGUGAUUUUAUUUCUGCCACAUGAGAUGACAUGUUCUGUUUUAACUGUGAAUGGUAAAACUGAAAACUAUAUUCUGGACACUGAGCCUGGCUUCAAAGAAUCUCUGAACUGUGCUGUUCAAAACCAUACCAGAGAAGAAGAAAUUCUCUGGUACCGCGAAGAUGGGAGAGUGGAUUUGAAAUCUGGAAACAAAAUCAACUCAAGCUCUGUCUGUGUCACUUCCAUCAGUGAAAAUGACAACGGCAUCACCUUUACCUGCAAGCUGAGGAGGAACCAGUCAAUGUCCAUCUCAGUGGUGCUGAAUGUCACUUUUCCUCCUCUCCUAAGUGGAAACGACUUCCAAACAGCUGAGGAAGGCAGUGAUGUGAAGUUGGUUUGCAAUGUGAAAUCCAACCCCCAGGCUCAAAUGAUGUGGUACAAAAACAGUGGCUUCUUGAAUUUAGAGAAAAAACAUCACCAAAUCCAACAGACAAGUGAGUAUCUUCAACUGUCAAUCACCAAAGUCAAGAAAUCUGACAACGGAACCUACAGCUGUAUUGCAAAUUCACUUAUGGAAACGAAGACCAAGGACUUUCACCUUAUUGUCAAAGAUAAAGCUUCAUCUGUACCAAUAGAACCCAUUAUUGCUGCAUGUAUUGUGGUCUUUCUGACCUUGUUAUUUGGACUGAUUGCCAGAAGAAAAAGAAUAAUGAAGCUCUGCAUGAAGGAUAAAGAUCUUCAAAGCAGAACAGCUCUAUGAAAAAGCCAAGAUGACAUCUAAUACAGCAAGAGUUUUGCAUCAGGACCUCCUUGAUUUAUGUAGUCCCGUCUGUAUUUAUUGCUAUUACUAAGCUCAUUCCUGUCAAACUGUCA